UCCAGCCUUCAGCAGGUCACAGAAGCUCUUGGUCGGUUUGAAGGAAGUUUAUAGCAAAAUCUAAAACUUCUCUGAAAAAAAAUCAUAGGAACAUGGGGCUGUUAGUUUUCACUUCAAAAACCUUCCUGCUCCUGCUUAGCUUAGUAUUCCUGGCUGCUGCUGCUGCAUUGUGCUAUGUUGGUGCAACUCUUAUUGCAACUUACAGAAGCUAUGAAGACUUCCUGUCGAACACGUAUGUGAUGCUACCUGCAGUGAUUAUUCUAGGAGUAGCUGCUGUUACUUUCAUUAUUGGGAUCCUUGGCUGCUGUGCCACCCUUAAGGAAUCCUGCUUUGGCAUGGGAUGUUUCCUAGGUUUGAUCUCCAUAAUAUUUGCAGCAGCAGUAGCCGCCUUAGUUUUGGGACUUGUGUACAAAGACAAGCUAAAUCCUACGUUGCAAGCAAACAUGCAGGUCCUUUUCCAGAAGGAUGAUGGGAAGGGAUUAGAAAGUACAGCUGUUGAUUUUUUGCAAAAAGAGAUACAAUGCUGCGGAGUUAGCAAUUACACUGAUUGGAUGAAUAACACCUGGGCAUGGAGACAGAAAAGUAAUACUUCUGUGCCUGUCAGCUGCUGCAUGAAGAACAGCACAAGCACACAGUGUAAUGUGGACUUCAAAGAUCUGAAGGAAAUUAACAAAGAGGGUUGCGGCACAAAGUUGGAGACCAUAAUACAGAGAGUACUAAGCUAUGCGCUGCUUGUCGUGUUGGCAUUUGCUAUCAUUGAGUUACUUGGUUUAAUAAGCAUCUGUAUAGUCUCCUGCCGACCAGCUAGAAGUGGAUACCAACUGCUCUAGGCUGUAGAAAUGAACACAUCUUGUACAUAACACGCUGAAUCUCAAACGAGCAGUUUUUUUUUUUAAUGAUAAAUUGCAAAGUUGAUUUUGAUUUACCUGAUCCCUAUAUCAUGUGACAGCCAUCAACCAAUCCCAGAUAUAUUAUUCAACUUCCACUAAUCCCAGAGGAGUAAGACAUUUUUACUAUUGAGUGCGAUAUUAACAAAAAUAAAUAAUGUUUUGUAUUAAAACUGUAUAAAUUGCCUUAAUUGGGCUAUUUGUAACCUCAAUAAAGAAGGGGAAAUUGUUUAA
Bombina bombina (fire-bellied toad) is the source of this 1121-nucleotide messenger RNA. Its product is annotated as tetraspanin-36. Gene Ontology annotation, cellular component: membrane. The transcript is spliced from 7 exons. The record is from RefSeq and is a predicted model, not a curated record. The coding region runs from base 93 to 830 and encodes 245 amino acids. Gene Ontology annotation, biological process: protein localization to plasma membrane; regulation of vascular endothelial growth factor signaling pathway; protein maturation. NCBI's taxonomy places the organism in Eukaryota, Metazoa, Chordata, Amphibia, Anura, Bombinatoridae.